GGUCCACUUGACGCGGACGAGAGCUCGGAGGGGGAGAAAAAAAAAAGGAAAAAAAAAACGCGAAGAAAAAAAGGCACAUCUGAGGGUUUGAGGGGCGGAUUUUGGACAAAGUUUCCCAACUGUCCCGACCCGAGGAACCCGGGGGGGUCGACGGGGGAUCGAUUCCACCGAAAUAAUGGACGAUUCCCAUUUCAACUCAUCAUACUUUUGGUCUCCCGUCCCCACUGUACAAGGACAGAUCGAGAACGCCAUGUUCCUGAACAAGGCGAAGGAGCAGCUGGGCCAAGAGAAGUCCAACGUGCCCUUCUCCCACUCGUCCGCAUCCUCCACCUCCUCACCCCACUACCCCACAGCUGUGCUCGCCAUCCCCGGCUCGGUGGACGUGGGCGCCGGGCUGCGAGUGGUCCCGAAACAGGAAGGAAGUGGGGGCGGCGGCGGACCUUUAAGCGGGAGUCACCUGCACCAGUCACACAGCUCCCAGAACGUCACCGUUGUGCCUGUUCCCUCCACAGGCAUCAUGACUGCAGCGGGGUUAGUGAUCACCACCCCUCAAGGCACACUGGUCCCCACUGCCUCCACGCAGUCCUUUGUAGCGGGACACCACACUGCCGCCACCAUGAUAGUGUCUGCAGUGCACCACUCUAACCCAGGGGAAAUAAAUUACCUUUUCCAGCCCCACAGUGAACCAACACAGCUGAGAGCAGACAAGAAGCAGGACCUCGGUUUACCUCCUGCCGUCGUCAUGCCAACGCCGUCGAAGCGAGGCAGGAAGAGCAAACAGAUGAUGAGCAGAGUGGGAGUGGGCGGAGUCCUCCCUCCAGGAAGCGACGCGCUGAUAUUGGCACACUUAGCCGCCGGUGGACAGCACCACACUGCUGAUCCAUAUGACCUGUCAAAUGAUGAGGAUGAUCAUACAAACAAGGACGGACCCAAAUCCUACAGGUGUCGGAUGUGCGCAGUGACGUUCUUCAGCAAGUCCGACAUGCAGAUCCACGCCAAGUCGCACACUGAGGCCAAGCCCCACAAGUGUCCCCACUGCUCCAAGUCGUUUGCCAACUCCAGCUACCUGUCCCAGCACAUCCGCAUCCACAGCGGGGCCAAGCCCUACACCUGCACCUACUGCCAGAAGGCGUUCAGGCAGCUCAGUCACCUACAGCAGCACACACGAAACCACACUGAGGCCAAGCCCCACAAGUGUCCCCACUGCUCCAAGUCGUUUGCCAACUCCAGCUACCUGUCCCAGCACAUCCGCAUCCACACUGGGGCCAAGCCCUACACCUGCUCCUACUGCCAGAAAUCAUUCAGGCAGCUCAGUCACCUACAGCAGCACACACGGAUUCACACCGGUGAUCGGCCGUACAAGUGUAGCCAUCCCGGCUGUGAAAAGGCGUUCACUCAGCUGUCCAACCUACAGUCUCACCGUCGGCAGCACAACAAAGACAAACCGUUCAAGUGCCACAACUGUAACCGUGGUUACACGGAUGCCGCCAGCCUGGAAGUCCACCUGUCCACACACACUGUCAAACACGCCAAGCUGUUCUCCUGUGGCCUCUGUAACCGAUCCUAUACCUCGGAGACGUAUCUAAUGAAACACAUGAGGAAGCACAACCCCGACCCGCUCACAGUGGCAGCAACCGUGGCUGCUCAGCAGGCCCAGGGCCUCACGCCAGGCAGGGGCCGAGGCCGUGGCCGAGGAAGAGGCAGAGCGAGCCAGCUCCAAAACCAGAACAACCCAAAUAACAACAACCACAACCCAAACCCGGGCGGCUACCAGCAACCUGGGGAGGCUGUGGUUCCGUGCCCGUUUGACCUGCAUCAAUACAAGACAGUUGCGGCUGGUGAGAUCCAGUACAAGCCGGUCUCCGUGGCAGACCUGCCGGUGGUCCACAAAGACCUUUGCCUCACCGUCUCCACAUCAGCCAUACAGGUGGAGCACAUGAACUCGUAGGCCGCUUCUUCCCACCUCUGUGUGAGGAAUAUUACUUAUUGUCUGCAGUGUAAAAAAGAAAGAAAAAAAAAGGUCCAUAUGAACAAGUAGUUUGACUGUAUUCAAUAUUGUAGCGCUCUUAAAACAAAGGAAACAAAUGGCAAACAGGUUGGACGGUUUUUCCAACCCUGGUUUAAUUGGUGCUUUGCUGAAUUGGAAAAUGUAACAAGACUCAAUUUAGACAAGUUUAAUUGUCUUGGUGCCAUUUUUUUCCUCUUUAAUUUUAAGAAGCUCUAAUGUUGAGUAUAUGAUUAAAUGACUUGUUGGAGAACAGAUAUUUUACAAUUUGUUUCACGAUUCCUGAGCCGACUUAGUGCAAAGUUUCUCUCAGUAGAAAUGCUGGUGUAAGGAGUUCGUUCUUAAGUCUGGAGCAACAUUUGUGCAGAGUACCAAAAUCUAACUUGAGAUUAAUUUAGCCUUUUAUAUAAUUUUGAAUGAGGUGGUAAGAAAAAUCCACAGCAUCAUCAACUUGCUCUGUAAAACAGACUGAACACCUGAUCCCAAACCAGCAGCGCUGCUCUGAGAAUCUGGAUGAAAGAAGCUCACUUGUGUCCCUUCUCUCUUUUUUCUUUUCCUUUUUUUAUUGCAAUGUUUGCAGUAAGCAUCAUCGGAGGAUGAAGAUGUAAAAUAUCUGUAAAAUAGAAAAAUAAAAAAAGAAUUAUAUUAUUCUCUGCACCUUUAUGGUUCAGAGAAUGGUGUAAUUUUUUUUUUGGAACACAUUCAGAUCACAUUAAUCUGAAUAUUCUCCAGUAUUUAGUUCAAGCCAAAACAAGGGAGGGAAAGAAGACAUGGAAUCAAUUAUGGGGGGGCAGAGCGUAAAGAUUCCUAAUAGCAACUGAAGCAGCGAGGCAGUGCUACUGAUUCUGAAAACACGAGGACGGACUAAAGACAAUUUUUGAUUUGGAGCCUGAGAAAAGACCACAAAGGGUCGAGGAGCACAGGAAGAAAAGGAAGAGGCGGAUCGCGGACGAGCUGAAUCUCUUGUGCUCAUCUCACAAAUCGUGAAGUCCUAAUUCACGCCCACCUCCCCUCGACGUGGAGGAGACGAGGAACCAUCUUCGUCGGGGCCCAAAGGGACGGAGCAGUUGGAGAAUGCACUAAAACCUGUGGCAGGCAGAGCGAGACGUAAACACGAGGGGGAGGGAGAGAAGGCGGGGGCGGGAGGGGGGUCACAAAGAAAGCACUUGACGAAGCUUGUACUUCACGCCUAUGUUUGUCAUCAUUGUACUUUUUUUAAAUAUAUCAUGUAUGUAUUUUUCUACCAGCAGGGGAACGUGUGAACGGAAAGAGAGAACGACACGUGAGUGCACGUGAAUGUGAAGGGAACAGGGGGGAAAAAAGUCCCAACUGAGGGUUUUUGUUCCUUUUCUUUUUCUUCUUCUUACUUUUCAUUGGAAGACAGAUUACUAUCCUCCAACUCGUCAUUGUCCGAGUGGUUGUAGGGGGGAAAUAAUGAUUGUGUGAUCCAAAAAAAAAUGGCUGACAGGUACUGUUAUCAAUCUUUUUUCCUUUUUUUUUAAAGACCUUUUCAUACAUAUUAUUACUACUUUAAUUAUAACUGUAUUGCAAAUAUUAUCCACAUUAUUCUCAAAACUGAGGCAUUAUUGUAUUUCAGUAUGCUGUACAUAAAAUAGAUAGAAAAUACUUUUUUUUUCAACUGUAAAAGGGAAGUGUGUCCUGUGUGUAAAAGCAUAUAAGGAAAUUAAAAAUAAAUUCAAAUUGACAAGCACCAAAUCGUUAUUGGCCAUGUCCCAGGUCACCGGUAGAGCUGAUGGCACGUAACAGCCGCGCUCAACAAAAGAAUGAUAAAUUCCAGGUUUGGGCAUUGCCUAAAAGAAAGUUGGUUAAACUAUGGGAAAAAUAUUUGUUCUCACUCUGAAACAUGUGACAACAUUUUGCCACACUCGCCCAGUGCACUUUGUGAUCUUCAUUGUAGCGAUUCAUGUGAACCGAGUGUUUGCAAGUUUCAUCUGUCGGAAUCGUGAACAGUAAACGGUCAUCGGGCUCAUUAGACAAGAAUGUUGUGACACUGGACGGUGAGCAGACCAAUCUUUGACAUCCACAAACCUUAAUCCUAAUGAUCUAUGAAGUAACAUUGAACAAGUUGACCCGGGACACCGCCGCCAUGUUUUUGUGCCCAAGCUUUCUCUAGCGGCCAAUCACAAUGUCCGAACGUCCUUUCUUUCCAUUUGGGGGCUGACGUUUUUCAUAUUUACUCCCCCCUGUAUUUCAUUGUCUUUUUAUGAUAAAAAAAAUCCCAUUCUCAAUAUUCAUGUUAAUGUUAUUACUGAUGAUAAUAAUAAUAAUACAGUCAUUAACUGCCCUCUCAUGCUACACUCUCUUGCAUACUGUAUGCACAGUUACACCUCUUGCUCAUCUGAACAGACUAUUUCUUCCCUUAAGGAGAAUAAAGUUCAAAAACAGUUUAUGAUGAAAUUA
Molecule: messenger RNA, 4426 nt
Organism: Scophthalmus maximus (turbot)
Lineage: Eukaryota; Metazoa; Chordata; Actinopteri; Pleuronectiformes; Scophthalmidae
Gene: znf384a
Product: zinc finger protein 384 a
Exons: 12
Coding region: 176-1948 (590 amino acids)
Biological process (GO): central nervous system development; regulation of transcription by RNA polymerase II
Cellular component (GO): nucleus
Molecular function (GO): RNA polymerase II cis-regulatory region sequence-specific DNA binding; DNA-binding transcription activator activity, RNA polymerase II-specific
Source: RefSeq, a predicted model, not a curated record